Molecule: messenger RNA, 6430 nt
Organism: Bombus pyrosoma
Lineage: Eukaryota; Metazoa; Arthropoda; Insecta; Hymenoptera; Apidae
Gene: Nost
Exons: 9
Coding region: 2295-5549 (1084 amino acids)
Cellular component (GO): cytoplasm; plasma membrane
Molecular function (GO): protein binding
Source: RefSeq, a predicted model, not a curated record
ACACCAUGUUUCGGUAACGCGCGAGUGUCGCGCGGAAACAAGCUAAAUAUAAGUCACGAGGAAAAAGAAUAACCUCCCGCCUAGAAACUCGCAUUACUCGCUUAAACAACCUCUACCACUUUUGCUCGCGUUCGUUUCGGAGCAUUACGUUCUGCUGCGACGCGUAUUGCGUAUUACGUUUCCGACAACGGCCGUUAGUGCAUUCGUGUCCGCGACGUACCGCGCUUCGUCUCUUCCGUCCUCCUCUACUCUCUUCUCUUCUCGUCAGUUUUCCUCUCUCGUCCCGUCAUCGUAAUACCAGUUGUCGUUACGAGUGCUCGCGUUAGCCGAUAUCGCCACAUUCCUCUUGCAGGAAAUAUGCAAUUUUUUCGUAUCGACAGUUAAGUCGCGUUAUCGCUGUGUGAAACGUCCAAGCGUCGAUCGUUCGAAAAUCGCGAUUCCAACAUUUCGCGUUCGAUGAAAUGGCGGCGGACACGUCAAACAGAAAAAUAAUGAUUCGUUUGUUUGCACAAGCCACCGCGGACACAGACGAGGUAUUACUCGUUUGUGCUACACGCCAUUCGAUCUGCCACUGUUUCUCUCCGAUCGACGAUAACUCGUGCCGAUCUGUGAAUCGUCGUUUUGUGGGUUAAAGACUGUUCGAAAUGGUACUGGGUAAACACUGGCUUUUCAUCACCAAGAUACGUACGUAAAUAACGCAUCGUCACGAUGGUACCGUUCGCGAGAUUAAAUUUUCACGCGAAACGGUCGUGACUUAUUUUUGUAGAGCUAAGCUACGAUACGGUACGGCACGGUGCACUGUUUGCACCGUUGUGUAAUACGCGCGUACGCAACAUAAUAUGGAUAUAAUUGUUUGACGCUGUUGUAUAAUACGGCUUCCAGCGUGAAUUCAGUCACGACUGAGACGUCGUCGCGCGAACAUCACGAUCGCGAGAGCAAGUUCCUGUUUGGCGAAUGCUGCGCAACGCGAUCGUCUUCCUCGCAAACGAACAAUUAACCUUGAAUCGAUCACGGCUUUUCAUUUGCUAUUCGACGUGAGUAUAAAUGCGGAGCGUCGCGCCGCGCCUCGCCUCUAGUUGACGCGUCGCACGUCGUACGUUGCGAGAGUUUGCGCUUGGACAGGCGAUUCGCACGAUUCUCUCGCGAACCGCGAGAUACGGUCAGUCGGUCGAUCCUUCGACGAAUAUCCCCUUUUUGAUAUCGCGGGUCUCUUGCUUCGCCACGUUGUCGUCGUGGAAUCGCGAUGGCAAUGAAAUUGUCCGUGUUUGUACGCGCAUCACUAACAUCGAAAGACGUUGAACGCGAAACGAAUACUCGGAAGGAACCGAAUGUACGGAAAGAGGAAAUUUAGUAAACGAUGCCAUUGGAAGUUGCGCGCAAAGAUACGCGCGAUAUCAGGUGUGUGGUUGGUUGUACGAGGCGUCAUCGUGCCGUUCCUACUGUCCAAGAAAAGUCGUACAGAUUGGUCGAUCGGUGAAGGUCGAUCCGAGGAAGAGCAGUGGUUGGAAGAACGAUUAUCGAAGAAUUACGAGACAAAGUUGAGCGGACAAGUACCGAUGAACCGUUUACGUAACGCGAAAUCGACGGAAAGGAGCGGCCGCAGCAGCACGUUUCCGAAACGCGCUCGGAACGGAACGAGUCGCGUACGCGUUUAAACUCGAACGAGCGCCAAACUAUGUCAAUUUUUUCGCCGAUCGACAGGCUUUCGACUUGACAGACGGCGAGCGCAGUACUUACGAUAAACCGAAUUUAGCAUUCUGUUCGGUACCGUAGACCGAGCUCGAGCGAACCUCGUCGAAAAAUGAGAUCGAACGAGGUACCUGUAUUUGCUAAUCGGCGGGGCGUUUCGAACUCGCACGGUGACGUCGUUGAAAGUUUAUCGCGAUAAAACGAUUACGAUAUAGAUCGAUCGACGAGAGAUUUUUCUCGCGAAGCGUCGUCUCGGAACUCGUUCGCGUACACGUCGAACGGUGAUCGUCAGACUGUGUGCAUAUCUGUUAGCUGAACGAAAUUGCACGAAUAAACGAAAACGGAGGCGUACUUGUAGAAAUUCGCGUGUGGCGAUCGACGUAAGGGAGCCAGAUAUCGAAGGUAGCUAUCCAAGACUGGUGCUAGUAUCUUACGUACAGAUGGUUAAAAUUAAAACGUUGCGUUGCUCGACUUCGUUAUGAUUUCACGGUACGCGAAGAAUGGUGGAUACCGUCAAGCUGUACGAUCCGCUGGAAAAGCAAUUGGACGAUUGGUAAAAGCGUACGUUGGUAAUUCGUUCGGAUGGUGGAUGGCGCGAGAGAAAAAUGGAAGAAGCGAGACACGCAUGGGCUACUUUAAAGUCAGUCAGAAAGUUAACAUUGUUGAACGGUAGUGGUAAUGGCAACGACUACGGUAACGGCGUAAAUGGAAAUUCCACGACAGUGUGGUACGAUAUUCCCGCGCCCGUAAUAAUACAUUGUUGCCAAGAAUUGCCAGAUGCGUCCAAACUGGACCGCGUCGAGCCGAUCGAGGAAAGAACGAGCGUCGCGACUACGAACGACGAAGAGUCGACAACCGAUACUCGGGAUAGCAAAGAGCCGGAGAAACGCGGGGACGAGAAGGAGGGAGAGAACCGACACAGAAACACGGUGGAAUUGACCGCGGUCACGUCGGUGAGAACCGACGAUGACGGAGUGCCGAAGAUCAGCUUCAGUUUCCUACAUUCGGACGACAAACCUCGAACGGCUGUCGUCGAACGAGCUACGGUUACAGGAGAAACGACUACGACGUGGACGACCGCGACCGUGACCACGAACAACAACGACGAAGAUACGUCGACGCGAGACCAACUGUACGACUUUCCUAGGAAUUCGUACGUCCACGACGAAAUCGAAAGCGAGAAAGCGGUAGAAAGUGAACGCGAGCCAGAAGUCGCUAAGGACAAUGAGGAGAUUCGCGGCACGAGUCCAGCGAAAUUCCACGGGGAAUCGGCCGAGAUUCGAAACGAAAUCGACCAUCGAAACGUAACCGAUUCGCAGAAUUCGAAAGAAUCGCGCGGCGCGUCCCGCCAGGAGGUCACGUCCUCGGAGAAAGCGAGCGAUCCAACGAUCGCGAUCAACGCCGCGAAUUCGGAAGGAGAAACGGAUCCGUGCGAUCCAGCGAAUCGAAGAAAAAGGCAUCGCGACGGAUCGAACGCGCAAAGCGACGGAUACGAUGCUUCCAUGCCAGCGGCGGGCUGCUCUUAUUCGGACGUCGAGUGCUCGAACGAUUCUCUCUCGAACGCGGUGGCCCGCCGAGAGGAACGUUAUCCAAAGAAACAUCGGCUGGGAAAGGCAUGGGAGAAAAUGCGAAACUGGCUAAGGGACGAAACGUCUCGGAUCAACGAGGUGGUGAACAAACACGCGAGAUUGCAAGCCGUCGGCGCUCUUUCCGAAGAAUCGUGUACCGUGACCGUUCCGAACGGUAACAGCGCGUCCUACGAUCUGACCAAGGCGAGGACUCCGCAAUUAGGAUCGAUCACUAGGGUCGAGGAAUUCGGUUUGUCCUCCGUUUCGCAAGAGCACCUGAAAAGCUCGUCGUCUUCUCCCGAAACCGUGAUCGUAUCGUCGAAAACGAACGUCACUCUCCACCGAGCACCAACGAAAACCACCGGCUUGGGAAAAAUGAUCGCCACCUCGGACAACGUGUUGAACGAGAAGAGCGAACUGAGUAUCGUUCCGGUUUCCUUCAGCAUGGACAAACUCUGCUCCGAUACGGAAAUCGACGAGACGCACGAUGCAGCGACCGCUGCCGAGAUCGACAGCAGGGAUCAUGCUCGAAAAGCCGGCUUAAUUAAGAGGAGAAUGCUGGGGUCAAUCAGAGGGUUAAUGGCCUCCACUCAUCUUCUACACUCGGUCUCCGUUCACGAGACCGAAGAGGGUGGACAAGGUGGAUUCGAAGAUGUUCGAAGGUACGUGAAACAGGGUGGAGAUUUCUGCAAGGAAUUGGCAUCGAUCCUACACGAAAGAGCGGAAUUAGAAGCGACUUAUGCCAAAGGACUCAGCAAACUGAGCAACAAACUGACUAAGGCGUGCGCGAAGGAUCAAGGUGGCAACGGGAGCGGAGGUGUGAACGAAGCAUGGAGAUGCGUCGGCGAGGAGAUGGAGGCUGCCGCGGAAGCUCAUAGGAUCUGGGGAAUUACGCUUAGCGAACAACUCGCCAAACCGAUCAGAGUAGGAGUAGCAGAGGCUCAAGGACGUUCGAGGAAAUCUAUCGAGAAUUCCGUGGAUAAGGCCGGGAAGUCUCUUCACGAGUGGCGUAACAUUGCAAUAAAAAGUAAAAAACAAAGUUUCGCUUGUGCACGGGAGAACGAGAGGUUGCAAGACCUCGCGAGGCUGCAAUCGAUCAGUCAGAGUCAGCAGAGCAAUAACAAAUCGUCGACCCAUCAUAUGACGGAGAAGGAGGUCAGUAAGCUCGAAGCGAGGAGGAGAAAGGCCGAGGACUCGUCUCGUAGGGCGGACACGGAGUUUUACACGGUGAGCGUGAGAGCUGAGAGAGCUAGGCUCGAGUACGAGAGCACCAUGAGGAAAGGAGCCAAACAAAUGGAACUUCUCGAAGAGGAACGAUUGAGCGCUCUUAAAGAUCUCGCGAACGUUUAUUUAGCCCAUCUGCAAGCCCUAGCUCCCCGUCUGCAACAGAGUGCAGACCGUUUGGCAGCUCCUAUACGUAACUGUAACGUGUCCCAAGACAUCGAAAUCUUGAAGAAUCUUAUACGCAGAGUAGAGAGCAACGACGGGUGUAACGCCGAGCAAUUGCUCCCUGACUUUUAUGCCGAACACGUUACUCUAGCGAUGAACAGAGAACGUCGGAAACAAGCGCUGGUAAGAGUCCUUCAUCUGAUCAGACAGGACUUGGAGCGCGAGAGGCGCGGCAGAGAAGGUUUGGAAACUCUUCACCGAGCUUUCAUUGCAACACCGGCAUUCGCGGCGGAUGAGAGCACGCAAAACGUAACGGAAAAACUACACCAUAUGCGUUCUAUGUUAUUGUAUUUGGAGGCAGCGAGGUAUAAAGUUGGAGGAACAUUGGCCGAAGUAGAAGGCAGUAAACGAGACAAACAUCCGUUGGCCGAACAUAUUUUAGUCUCGAGGGAUAAACAGGGUUUGCAGCAAAGUGUCCUUAAGAUUCCUUCUUGGGCAAAGAACGAAUCGUUUGAGAUUCAGGAGGAUGAAGACGAAAUGGACGUACAUCUCGUAAAGGAUCACGAUACCGAGAGUCGUCAUUGGGCCGAUCGAACAGCUGGCGAUGGAAACUCGGAGAAUCCACCGGACGAGGAUGACUUUAGCGAUUUCGACGAAUUCAGUAGUCAUUCCGAGGACAAUAAUAAUCAAGACGUCGAUGCCACCGAAACGAGUGGCAAGUCCGACGCAACGGAGCAAUGUAGAGCAAUCUAUCAAUACUCGGCAAAUUUAAACGACGAGCUUAGCUUAAGUCCUGGCGACUUGAUAACGGUACAUCAAAAACAACCGGAUGGUUGGUGGAUAGGAGAGUGUAGAGGACGAACUGGAAUAUUUCCAGCCACUUACGUUCAAGUUAUUAAUUGAACAACUUACGCUUUGCUUCGCCUCCUGACAUUCAGGAAUUAAGCAAUGUUUUUUCCUUCUGAUUCCGAAGGAGAGAAAGGGAGAGCAGGUGCGAAUAGGUAUAAUGAUACACGAAGAAUAUGUAGAUGCAAUUAUACUGUAAAAAAUAAAUAACAACAAAAGUUAUUAAUUAUACGUAUGAACGAACUACCAAAGUAUGAUUGAAAUUAAAAGUGACUCUCCUAGAAAAAGUCAAAUUUCACUGUACAAAGAAACAUUUUUUACCUUUGAUAUCGAGUCGUAUUGCCCGCGAUAGCAAUUACUGAACAAUACGAGAUACGGCGCACCGAAACGCAGCAUUAUCUACUACGGAUAGUCCACGAAAAUAUUUGUCAAACGUGUUUUGUACGCGCUCGAUUUUACCAAUUUUAAACGGCAAGUUACUAAAUGCAUAUUUGUUUGCGUCAAUAAAGUGCCAAUGAUAGCAUAUACAUACAUAUAGAAACUGUACGGGACGGACAAGAUCAAUCGGGGAUAAAGUUAAUAUUUUCGCUACAAUGUAAUAAAUCGUAAUCAGGAAAAGGAAAGGAGUUUGUACAACGAAGUAAUACAUUUUUGUUUGUAUAACUUGUGCAUCAUAAUUUAUAAUUAAGUUGUAAUAUUAACAUAAGCAUAAAAACAUGAUUCAAGUCAUUUUCAUAGAAAGUAAAUGUUGUUUCUUCCUUAAAAAAUCAAAGACUGUUUAUUCACGCAGCAUUCACGCAUGAAAUUAAAUAGCGUGACAUGUAUAUAAUUUGUUUAAUUUUCGAAAUUCCAUUGUAAAUAGUACUUAGCUGCAUUUAAUAACUUAAGUGUUUUAUGUAACUGAAAUUUUAAUUAAAGUUCGUUUAUUUAUCAUCUAA